Messenger RNA from Drosophila nasuta, 1406 nucleotides. RefSeq names its product endoplasmic reticulum metallopeptidase 1-like. Lineage: Eukaryota; Metazoa; Arthropoda; Insecta; Diptera; Drosophilidae. The record is from RefSeq and is a predicted model, not a curated record. The coding region runs from base 172 to 1221 and encodes 349 amino acids. The transcript is spliced from 3 exons.
UAUCUCUGUCAGGAUAAGCUUUCUAAUCAUUAUCAUCUUCAGUUGGCAUUGCACGGUCAAGCCGUAAUACUGGCUCUUUUAACCGUUUGUCUAACACUGCUAGACAUCCGAUCAACAUAUAUUUUUGUAAUUCCCUUAGGAUUUUAUGCAGUUUCUUUGGUUCUAAAUUUAAUGACCAUUUUACAUGAUCUUGGAUAUGCGUGGAUAGUUUUGCUAAAAACGAGUCAAAUUAUUCCAUUUUUGUAUAGCAGCUACGUCUUUUAUAUAUUAAUUGUCGUGCUUAUACCGAUGGGUGGACGAACCGGCACAUCUUCAAAUCCAGAUAUAAUUAUUGCAGCCUUGUCGGCUCUGGGAACAAUUCUCUCCUUAGGUUUCUUGGUUCCGCUAAUCAACACUUUCGGUCGACCAAGUUUAGUGAUAUUUGCUCUACUAGCAGUCACAGCAAUCUCAGUGAUCUUGGCCAGCGGCACACAAUUGGGAUUUCCCUAUCGACCGAAGACCAAUGGACAACGGAUUGCAUAUUUAGAAGUACGAAACAUGUUCUAUGACUACGAUGGUCAGUUAACUAAGGACGAAUCGGGUUACCUCAUGAUGUUCGAAGAUCGCCGUCGAGAGCUACCUCUUCUGAACUCUAAAGUCAAUCUGUCUGGCAUGGUUAGCCUGAAAUCGAGAUGCGAGAGGCACAUGAUGUGUGGGAUGCCUUUGAUUAACAAUCGCUGUCUAGUUCAUUCGGAAUGUUCUUGGAUUCCUCGUUCAGAGCCAGUUGAGCCUCCACGACCAACCACAUUGGAGUUGCUACGAAAAACUGUUAUUAAUGAUACAACAGUGCGCUUUGAGUUCAAUUUGACUGGCCCCAUUAAUAUGAGAUUGUUUAUAAUACCCGAAGAAUAUGUAACGAUUAACAACUGGUCAUUCUUGAAAACUUAUUUGGAUAACCCUCGAUCAGCAAGAAGACCGUAUCAGAUCUAUUUCAAAUACGCAUUUGAUUGCUCGCCUUUACACUUCUUUAUAGAACUUUCGAUGAAAAGAAGAGAACCAAUAUAUAAUCCUUCUUCACAGAAAUUAAACACCGAAUUUGAUGUUCCGUUAUUCCAAAUUGGAGUCUCUGCACAAUAUAUUGCCGAUGAGGGCGAUGACCAAAGCAAAGAAUUUGCAUCGACAUUUCCCUCGUUUUCAAAUUUAGAGCACUGGCCUGCUUUUUAUCAAAGGUACAUCUAUUAGAUUUUAUCAAAACAAUUCGGAUCUAGUUUUAUUUAUAGCAUGUUAUUUACAAAUAAAAGUAAAAUCAAAUAGUUUUGUGUACGAUAUGGGAAAGUUUACACAGUAUUUUGCUGAGUAAUAUUUAUAACUUAUUCUACAAUUGUGAUAUGCUAUUAUGCAUAUUUAUAUCAUAUCAUGUAUUGCAU